CGCGCUGUUAUGUAAAUAAGUUGUAUGUCAAUUGCAGCACAAACAAAACAAGGCAAAAUUCGAAUUUCGUGCGCAGUUCGUAUCAGUUAUCAUGGAUGCAUAUUUAAAAUUGGAAUGGUCCAAGAACAACCGACGCAGCGAACAGCGGCUGCUGGAAUAUUUCGCCAUUGACUUCUCCCAAUACGAGGAGGACAUAUUCAACCUGCACAUCAAUGAAACUGACACGGUGCACCAGUUAGGGGACACCUUUAUGGAGAACAGCGAUGACCACGAAACGGUGCUGAAUUAUCCAAUUGAUCCCCGGACUGGACGAGAGGUACGGCAGCUGGAAAUUGACACGACCAAGGCUGAGGGCUUGUACGAUGACUUCCCUAGCGGGUCAAUGCUGAGCCAGGCAGAUCAUCAGCACUGUUUGAAGGUUUUGAACAGGAUCAACAUGAGGCUGGGAUUCGAAAGUGCGGAAGACUGCAAAGCCCUGAGCAAGUAUCACGCCCUUAUGAAGAAAGUGGACAACGAGCGGAUGUUGUUCGAGAGUUUUGUCAAAAACUAUUUCAACAGCAACUUGGUAUGCAGGAAAAGCUCGAUCGAUAAGGAGCUGGAUGACCUGGUUGUGGCCAUUUGGAAAGGAAAAGUUGGAAGAAUAUACACUGAUUUUGCGAACAAGAGGUACAUGCUGUCUACGGCUGUUAUGUGGCUUAACUAUAAGCAGCAUGAGCAUAAUGUGCGAUUUGAACCAGUUUCCGAAGAUGUGGUAGAAUUUGGAGUUGUGAAGAAUAUUUAUACCGAGUCUCUAUUGUCGUGUAAUACUUUGAGGCGGAAUCAACGCAUUUUGGAUGCAUUUUUCGAUGACCAGCACCGAUCGCUUCCGAUGGACGAUAGCGUCCAGGUGAACACAGUGCUGCAACAGGAUGAAGACAUCCGAUUUGUCAUUAACUCGGGAACACUUUGCUACCUGCUCAAUUGCGUAAGCAACAUGGAAGAGCAAUGGAUGGUUCCUUUUCGGAUCGAAAUGAUUGGAGGUCGUAACGUGAUUUUCAUUGACAAAAAACUCCAACCAAUCAAGAUGCCCACACACGAUAGGAACAUGAAAGCGCACAAGUAUUUGGUACGUAGCUUCAUGUCGGUUGUUAAGAAAUAUAAUCCUCAUAAUGUUAAUCGGGAAGCUGACGAGAAAGAUUCCCAACGCAUUAACAGUAUUGAGUAUAAAGCAAUUGGUUUUGAUGAGUAUCUGAGGUCAGUUGCCGAAAAAUCAGAACUCAAGCCAUACCCGAAUAGAAACUCUUGUCUUCAGCUGUGGACAUUGCAGGAAGGCGAUGACCAGUAUAGAUUUCUUAUCAGAUUCCGUAUGGACUGCUACGAAUCCUUGCGAAAAAUUAAAUUCUACAUCAACAUUUCGGUUAAACUGGAAUAUCAAACCGAGUUUGGCGCCGAACAAAUGACCAAGAGUGAACUCAUUCAUGAAUGGGCCCGGCAAUAUCUCCGACCGAACUCGAAAACCCUCCGAUUGCGGAUUAACGCGGUUACCCAUGUCAUCAUAUCUCACCACUAUCUCGAGCUGAAGGACAUAGAAGAAGAAUUGAAGCGCUCGUACGAUAUCGAACCAGCCAAUUUAUUUACAAAUCUUUGGCAAACCUUGAAAAUUCUUCUGAAUUUCCCUCCUGGGGAUCACAUCUUACAGCACGACAUGAAAAACAAAGACAUCGUAAAUGUACUAUCUAACGAUAACUCCCCCAAUCCAACCACAUCUUCCAUCAAUUUGGUGGAUCAAUACUCAAACGUCGAAUACGAUCGCCCGGCCGUCGAAUCGUACGAUUGGAUCCCAAUUGAUAAAUCUGUGAUAACUCAAAUGCAUCGCGAAAAUACGCUACUCCCGUGCACUUUCCCCCACUGGAUCUCCGUCAAGCGCAUCACUCCCCGGGGGAAACUCAAACACAGUCGACCCCCUCCUACGCAACAACCUGUUCCCGAUCAAAAACCCAAAAAGAAGAAAUCCAGGGGAAACCGCGUUCGUCGAAAGCUCAAGGAACGCGAAGCCAAAAAGCAGCAACGGAAGCAGGCUGGCUUUGUCGAAGAAAUGCAGCAAUCGUUGAAUCAAUUCGCUCCGUACGAGGGGCCGUCGCGAAACAGCGAACCAUCAUCCAUGGCAGCCAAGAAGGAUCCGAGCAAAAUGAGCAAUAGUCUGCGCGCCAUGGAGCGAGAUCCGUUCGAUUACCAUUCAUACGUGAAGCAAGCCCAGAAAGACGACCAAUAAACUGAAAACGAUAUAGGUAA
This is a messenger RNA of Aedes aegypti (yellow fever mosquito), 2271 nucleotides long. RefSeq lists its product as uncharacterized. Bases 92 to 2251 code for a protein of 719 amino acids. Gene Ontology annotation, cellular component: transcription elongation factor complex. The record is from RefSeq and is a predicted model, not a curated record. Gene Ontology annotation, biological process: snRNA transcription by RNA polymerase III; positive regulation of transcription by RNA polymerase III; snRNA transcription by RNA polymerase II. NCBI's taxonomy places the organism in Eukaryota, Metazoa, Arthropoda, Insecta, Diptera, Culicidae. The transcript is spliced from 2 exons.